AGGUUCGUGAGAAAGGUCGCAGGCGACCGCUGCAGAUACUUAGAGGUAUUGGAGGCGACGCAGGCCAUCCUCAAGGACGUACAGUCUGCGGGCGACCAGUUCUGCACCGGGCGCGGCGGCUCGCUCGCCUGCAGCGGCGGCCGCGGCCAGCGCCGCCCCAGCGUGGGCAGCACCACGGCCGGCACGCCCAGCGCGCUGGUGGACUCCGGCGCCGCCCCGGGCGCCGCAGCCGAAGGCGCGGCCGCGGCGCCAGAGCCGAGCGGCAGCCGCGCGGGGCCACGGGGAGCCACGGGCGGCCUGCGUUCGUCUGGCAGCCCGUCGAGGCCUGCGGCUCCCGGCGCCCCGCCGCCGUCCUCGCCCGCGGGGCCGCCGGGCGGGGCGCCGCGGCCGCCUCCGUGGGCUGGGCCGCGGCUCGGAGAGGAGGUGGGGCUGCGCGAGUCUUCGGGCGGUCCCGCGGCGAAGGGUGGCGAGCCCGCCGCGGGCGACCGCUCGCGGGCCCGCGAGCUGGAGG
This is a messenger RNA of Prorocentrum cordatum, 511 nucleotides long. Lineage: Eukaryota; Dinophyceae; Prorocentrales; Prorocentraceae. The record is from the annotation of a GenBank genome assembly.